Messenger RNA from Purpureocillium lilacinum, 3063 nucleotides. RefSeq lists its product as uncharacterized. Gene Ontology annotation, molecular function: metalloexopeptidase activity. Lineage: Eukaryota; Fungi; Ascomycota; Sordariomycetes; Hypocreales; Ophiocordycipitaceae. Gene Ontology annotation, biological process: proteolysis. The record is from RefSeq and is a predicted model, not a curated record.
AUGGCAGUUCGAAAUCCGUUCGCGUUUCGGCCUGGUCCGGUUACGUUCUGGACCACUGUCGUCUACCUCGCCGUGAUCAUUCCUCUUCUCUAUGUCCACGAGACGGUCCCUCCUGCGCCCUGUGACACAACACUUGAACGAGGUCUAAACCUCACCGAAGCUUGGUCUGACUUGCAGACCAUCACGAAAACAUAUCAUCCGUACAAUAGCCACGAGAACGACCACGUUCGCGACUUCAUCAUCGCCCGCUCGAAAAGCGUCCUGGAGCGCAAUGGGCUGGACUACGCGGUGGAUACAUCGGGCGGGGUCACAUGGAGAUAUGGUCUUGAAUCUGCCGCAGAAAGGGACGUUGGCAAGGCGACGGAGCGCGCAGGCAAACCGCCCGGUGCUACCAUCUUCGACGACCGCGUUUCCAACGUGACGUAUACAUAUGGGGGCAGAUUCUCGGUGGUCGGCCAGUACUUCGAAGGGAAUAAUGUAUACGUCUACAUCCAUGGCAAGGAGGACCCCGAGGGCGAUUGGUGGCUCACUGAGGAGGGCAUCAAGGCAUCGCGCCACUCUGGCGGUGUUCUUGUCAACUGCCAUUUCGACUCGGUCUCCACGGGCUACGGAGCUACCGACGAUGGCAUGUCCUGUGUGACGUUGCUGCAGCUCUUGAGUUACUUUAGCGCCGAGGGUCGCCAGCCGAAGAAUGGCAUCGUGCUGCUCUUCAACAACGCCGAGGAGGACGGGCUCCUUGGCGCCAACGCCUUUGGCUACAGCCCGUUGCUCAGUUUCUGCCACACCUUUGUCAACCUUGAAGGAGCUGGCGCGGGUGGACGCGCCAUGCUAUUUCGCACUACCGAUCUUCAAGUGGCAAGGGCCUACGGCCAAAGCCCGCAUCCAUUUGGCUCUGUCGUCGCCGCAAACGCUUUUGAGCGAGGCGUUAUCAAGAGCGGGACUGAUUACCAGGUGUUUGCCGGCAUUUUCGGCCAGCGCGGCCUCGAUAUUGCAUUCUACGAGCCACGGGCACGCUACCACACAGAGGAAGACGACGCUCGACACACGUCCGUACGUAGCGUUUGGCACAUGCUCUCGGCGGCCCUGGCAUCCACAAAGGUUCUGUCUGAGACGACAAGCACCGAAUUCAACGGCCCUCGCUCUGAUGGAAGAAAGGAUCUUGCCCAGAACGGCAGGCCUACUGCUGGCGUGUGGUUUGACUUUUUCGGCGACGCCUGGGCCGCAUUCCCGCUUAGAGGGCUGUUUGCGUGGUCUCUGACGCUUCUUGUCGCCACACCUCUGGUGCUCCUGGUCGUGACCUACAUCCUGAUACGAAACGACAAGUACUACUUCUUUGCGAGGGAUCUCAAGACGGACUCCGAGACUGGCGAUGGCACGGUCUCGCUCGGCGGCUGGAGGGGCUUCUUCCGCUUUCCUCUCGCCUUAGUCUUCGCCACUGGCCUGACAGUCGGCUCAGUAUAUUUGGUCGCCAAGUUCAACCCACUGAUAAUCGCCAGCAGCGGUUAUGCGGUCUGGGCAAUGACAAUGUCGCUGUUCUACUUUGCGUUUUGGUUGAUCAUGCGAGGGUCCAGCUUCGUGCGGCCCAGCGCGCUCCACCGUGGCUUCGUUCUCAUCUGGCUAUUCGUCUUGACCUGGGCCAUUCAGGUCAUUGCGGCUGUAGCGGAGGAUCGCAUGGGCAUCGGCGCCCUCUACUUCGCGGCCUUCCUUCAUACAGCAGUAUUCUCAUGCCUUCUGAUAUCUCUGUUGGAGCAACUAGCGCUGCCUGGAAAGCAAGAAUUUGCUCAACAACUGCAAGAUGCUGAACGAGACCAUACCGCGCAAAGUGCCACCCAUAGCGCGGAUGAGACGAUUCGCGAUCAGCAGCCAGAAGAUGGAGACGACGGUGCCAACGCAACGGAGACGACACCUCUAAGGGCUGGGGAACAAGGUUAUGGCUCUAACACGACGACGACGACAUUCGCCAGCACCUACCGUAGGCCCGUAACGGCGGAACCAGUCGCACCGUCCGUGCCCAGCCAUCCGCCUUACGAAUCUGAGCAGUCAUGGUCAGGCCGUCUCCCAGCAUGGACGUGGUUCCUGCAGCUACUUAUUCUCGCCCCGGUACAUGUCAUCAUCCUCGGAAAUCUCGGUCUCGUCCAGACGACGGCAAUGCAAAUGACGGGACCUGACGGGAGUAGUCUGCUGACCCCUCUCAUGGGGAUUGGCAUCCUGAGUAUCCUGCUGGUGAUUCCCCUCUCGCCGUUUAUACAUCGUGUCACCCACCAAAUCCCCCUUUUCCUACUCUUGGUCUUCACCGGUACUCUCAUCUACAACAUGGUUGCGUUCCCAUUCUCGACGAACAAUCGCUUCAAGCUUCGAUUCCAGCAGACCGUGGAUCUGGACAACGGAUCCAACACGGUAUCGCUUAUUGGAUUGGAAGAGUUUGUCCGCCCUGUCAUUGCGUCUUUGCCAGCGGCCUCGGGGAAAGAAGUCAACUGCCAAAGGUCAGUUGCCGAGAACCUCAUGGAGUGUAAGUACGAUGCGUCGUCACUCCCGCCGAAUCCCGCAGACGGCAAGGAGUUGGACAAACUCGUGUCCGCGUCUGUCACCAAAUCCGCGGACGGGUUGUCCGCUAGCCUCCACAUCGAGGCCCUGAACACGCGGCUGUGUUAUGUGGACCUGUCCGAGCCCAUCUUUGGCUUUUCAGUUGAGGGCGGCGGGCCCAGAGACGAACGCUUCGGUCAGAUGCCUAAAGACGGACUCAAGAGUCUGCAGCUUUGGCGGCGGACGUGGCAAGGCACGUGGAAUGUGACAUUGCAGCUGGGCAGCAGCGGUCACUCCGUGGACGUGCCGGCCCAAAGGCCCGUCGAUGAAGACGGCAUGUCCAGAAACGAGGGCGGGGAACUCAAGCUGCGCGAGAAGCCGUUAGAGGUGACUGUCAAGUGUGCCUGGGACGACGCCAACCGGGUGACCAACAUCCCUGCGCUGCACGAACUGAAGCAGUACAUGCCGAACUGGGCCACUGUAACCAAGAGGACCAUGGGUCUUGUGCUGGUCAAGAAGACCUACCAGGUGUCGGCGUGA